AUGCCUUCAAUUGAGUAUCUGCAGUCUCUUACGCUCGACCUACCGCCGAGCUGCAUCGAGUUCUGGCCUCGCAACUCACAGUACGCUGUUAUUGGGACGUACAAUCUCGAGAAACAGGAUGAGUCGAAACCAUCAGAACCUGCACAAGAGGAGGGGCAGAAGAAUGGCCAGCAACGUAAUGGUAGCUUGAUAUUAGUCCGGACCAGAGACGAUCUUGUGUAUAUCAUUGGAACACUGUCAACAUCUUCAGCUGUCUUGGACGUCCAUUUCAUACCAAGUGAGGAUCUGGGCUCGAUAUUUGGUGUAGCAACAUCAACAGGAUCAAUCGGUAUUUACGAGAUUGUACAGUCCCAUGGGCAACUACCCAUGAUCGAACACGUCAAAACCAUUCAAUACUUCCCGGAAAAUGUGCUCAUUACCGCGUUCUCGUGGCAUCCCGAGACUCCUGCAGUCGGCAUGACUCUUUCGACCGGCAAAGUUUGUCUGGGAAUCGUGGAUCUAGGAGAGGAGAUAGAGUCCCCAUCGCACAUCGACAUUGGUGGUCACGAACUCGAAGCCUGGACGCUUGCGUUCCUUCCAAACGGAUCAGGACUGUAUUCUGGGGGUGACGAUAGCGCUCUGAAAUUUCUGGAAGUAUCCGACAACCCUACAAGUGUUCAUGAGGGAACUCCCACGCCUUCUGGGAGGAUGCCAUGGACGGACAAAAAGAUACACGGAGCAGGUGUCACUGCAAUCCUUCCCAUCGCUUUGGACGACACAAGAAGUCUGAUCGUCACUGGCAGCUACGACGAUCAUAUUCGACUUGUUCAAGUUUCUAACGCUGGACAUCGUCAGGUUCUCACCGAGAUGAACCUUGGCGGAGGCGUUUGGAGAUUGAAGAUGCUCGAAAGGAAGCCAGUACUGCCGGCAGAUUGGGACUCUUCAAAACCUAUCCCAUGUCCAGACGAGAUCACUCUUCUCGUGAGCUGCAUGCAUGCUGGUACUCGCAUCAUAAAGCUUGUUCGCAGCGGGGAGGAUUGGCAGUUUGAAGUUCUCGGAAUGUUUCAGAGACACAAGAGUAUGAACUAUGGCAGCGAUUGCCGGCCAGAGUUUAACGCGAAGGGUCAACGGACAUUCAUCACGACGAGUUUCUAUGAUCGGCUAGUGUGUCUUUGGAGAUUCUGA
Dothidotthia symphoricarpi CBS 119687 is the source of this 1164-nucleotide messenger RNA. RefSeq lists its product as uncharacterized. The transcript is spliced from 2 exons. Bases 1 to 1164 code for a protein of 387 amino acids. Lineage: Eukaryota; Fungi; Ascomycota; Dothideomycetes; Pleosporales; Dothidotthiaceae. The record is from RefSeq and is a predicted model, not a curated record. Gene Ontology annotation, molecular function: protein binding.